GCAGCGAGCAAAGUGAUCAAAGUAGAAAGGAGUCCAAAUUUUAAUAGAAAGGGGAAAAGUGUGCAAAAUUAUGCUCUAAAGUCCCUUUAAAUACAUUUCUCCGUUGAGUGAACCGUUCAAUUUGUGUUGUGAUUGAAAAUAUACGACAGGAUCCAGUGAAUUCAUUGAACUGUGAUUGAGACGACAGUCAAAAUGCUCAGCGCUGAAAAAUCUGGAGCGCAUACGAUUUUUCAUUCGUAAAGCAGGAAAGAGAAGAGCUGCUGGCUGGUCGUGAUUUCUGUAUAUGUUUUUCUUCAUUAUCUGCACUUCACAAAUAUUGCAAACGAAUUGAUCGCCAAAGAUGUUCCAGCUUUUCCUGUGCAAGUGGAAGCACCAGCACAGAGAAUGUCCGCUGAUGCUAGGGAGUGUUCUACUGCAACUUUUCUUUGCCCUUGUGCUAGUUCAAUUGUGCACACUGACAGCCGCAGGUGGUGGCAUUUCCGGAGUGACCAUCGGUGGCACGUCCCAUGGUGGAAAAUGCACAGAGAUUCGAUGUAUGAACGGUGGAAGCUGUCGGAACGGAACCUGCGUUUGCCCGGACGGUUGGCAGGGUAGCGAGUGCCAGUUUUGCGGUGGAAAAGUCAGAUUGACGGAACCGACCGGAAGUAUCCACGACGGACUUGGCAACUAUUCGAUUGGGGUUAAGUGCAGCUGGCUAAUAGAUGCCCGUGAUCACAACAGCAUCGCUGAGAAACUGUCACCAGCAGGCAGUGGCAAACCGUCUGUGAUUCGAUUGCACUUGGAAGAGUUUGCAACCGAAUGCGGUUGGGAUCACCUGUAUGUGUACGACGGGGACAGUGUCGAGUCGCCGCUGCUAGCCGUCUUUAGUGGGUUGAUGUAUCGUAAGAAUUUUAGCAUUCGAAGAAUCCCAGAAGUGUUUGCCCAUAGCGGGUCAGCACUGUUGCAUUUUUUCAGUGAUGACGCAUAUAAUAUGUCCGGUUUCAAUAUAAGCUAUCAGGUUAAUGCCUGCCCCACGGUUGAUACGGCUCUGAACUGCUCGGGUCACGGAGUGUGUGUAUACGGGGAAUGUAAAUGCGACGUUGGCUGGAGUGGUCCAGCUUGCAGUGUAGCUCGGUGUCCGAAUGACUGUUCGGCCCACUUAGGACGAGGUGCUUGUAAUGUUAUCCAGCAAAGGUGCAUUUGCACGAUUGGCUACGAUGGAAAUGAUUGUUCACAACAUCGGGCAUCGCAAGGAGUUUGGACAACAAUCAGCUCGGAGGACACGAUUGGAUUUGCGCCACCAGGAAGUGCUUCACAUGGUGCUGCUGUCUUUCGAGAUACGUUCUAUAUCAUUGCUGGAGAAAGCUACGGUAAAGCAAAAUCCCUGAUGUACAUGUAUGAUUUCAACGGAAAGGUGUGGGAAACGGCUCAUACGGAUUCCAAAACGACACCGGAUUUGCGAUAUGGCGCUUCAACGGUUAUGUAUGGAGAUAAAAUUUUUCUUUAUGGGGGAGUGGUCGAAGGUAAAGGAGUUUGUGGUGAACUUUGGGCUUUCGAUGUAAGUGCCAAAAAUUGGGAGAAUAUAACGGUGAAAGCAGAACAGUGUAAUGAAACUUAUGCUAUGUGCGGGCCACUGAAAUCCGCUGGACAUACGGCUACUUUAAUAUCCAAUUUUGAAGGAGGGAAGAAAGGUCAUUCCCAAAGAAUGGUGGUUAUUUUUGGACAUUCUCCACAGUUCGGAUACUUGAACACGGUGCAAGAGUACAAUUUCGGUACGCGGGAAUGGAAAAUUGUCAAAACUAAAGGAUACCCAGUGAAAGGUGGUUAUGGACAUUCAGCGGCUUAUGACCCGUUGCGAGAACGGAUAUACGUUUAUGGAGGAAUAGUCUCUGAAAGUGAUAGCACACAGCUGUUAAGUAACAAACUCUAUAGCUAUGAACCUCAUAGUCGUGUGUGGACAUUGGAGGCGGCAGCCCCAACUGCUAGAUUUCUGCACACAGCCAACUUCAUAAGUCCUGGUCUGAUGAUUGUUUUCGGUGGCAAUACACACAAUGACACUUCUCAUAGUUUCGGUGCCAAAUGCUACAGCAAAGAUCUCAUGGUGUAUGAUAUUUUGUGUGAUUCCUGGCAUGUUCAUCACAUGCCACAGGACCUGCGUGCCGAUUUGGCUCGAUUUGGGCAUUCUGCAAUUGUCUUUGAAGAAUCACUUUAUAUUUAUGGAGGUUUUGAUGGGCAGAUGAUCAACGACAUGCUAAAGUAUACGCCAGGCAAUUGUCGGGCACUGAAUAGGUCAGAUCAGUGUCUAUACGCUCGUCCGGGUUACAAAUGUAUCUGGGAUAUUCAGAAAAGUAAGUGUGUUCCAAUUCAAGAUGUUGAUAAAGGAGCAUUAUUCAGCAGAGAUCAGAUAAACUAUGAAAUAUGUCCGCAAGAAAGUAGACUUGUCAUGACUCGGCAAGCGUUGGCGGAUUAUGAAUUGUGUAGUCAGUUGAGCAGUUGUCAAAGUUGCGUGUCAACUUCCUACGGUUGCAUGUUUUGUGGAGUUGGCAAUGGAAAAGGUUACUGCGCAAAAGAGAAAUGUCCGGAUGUGUCUUACACUUAUCGAGCAGAUUUCUAUCCGACACGAAAGUUGAAAGAUUGUCCAGAAAAUGAUGAGCAAGUUUGCACACAAUUGCAUGGAUGUCAUGCUUGUUCGGCAUAUAAAUUUUGCCAUUGGGAUUACGAACACAGCAAGUGUUAUUACGUUGCGAAUAAGACCAGUGAGAUUCUAAACGACGCACUCCCCUGUCCUCCUGCAUGUUCGGUUUUGACGACCUGUGGUAAUUGUACGCAAGAGGAAUGCAUUUGGUGUCAGAAUGAACAGCGAUGUGUAGAUAAAAACGCGUACACUGCAAGCUUUCCAUAUGGGCAGUGUCGAGAAUGGACGACUGGCUCUAAUAAAUGCCGUGCCGCAAGCUCUGGCAAAAGUCAAUGUGGUUUCUAUAAAACAUGUGCUCAAUGUCGAGAUGAUCCAGCCUGUGGCUGGUGUGACGAUGGUUCUAUGACUGGUUUAGGAAAAUGUCACCCUGGGGGUGAUAGUGGCGCACAUGAAGAAAUGGAUUGCCAUAAUGCCAGAUGGCACUUUACGCAUUGCCCCAGUUGCCAGUGUAACGGCCAUAGCACAUGUCCGGACUCAAAAACAUGUAAACAGCCUUGUAAAGAUCCGAUGGUUGGGCAGAAUUGUGAAAAGUGUAAACCAGGAUAUUGGGGAAACCCGGUGAAUGGUGGCACCUGUCAAAAGUGCGACUGUAAUGGACAGGCACAGUAUUGUCACAGUGAAACUGGAAAAUGCUUCUGCAGUACCAAAGGUCUAGCAGGGGACCAUUGCGAAAAAUGUGAUGCUACUAAUCACUACCACGGCGACCCUAGUCGAGGAUCAUGCUAUUACGAUCUCACCAUAGACUAUCAGUUUACGUUUAAUCUUUCUAAGAAAGAAGACCGUCAUUUUACUCAGAUAAACUUCCGCAAUUCUCCGAUCAAAUCAGAUAUCGAUGCUGAUUUCAGCAUUACCUGUUCCGUGGCCGCCAAAAUGAACAUAACAAUACGGACGGCAGGAGGUCCGGAGAAACCGCUCUUUUCCGCUGUCAACUGUUCGACUUUUCGCUAUCGAUUCUCCAAAGCAGAGCACCAUUUCGGCAUCGAAGACAAUGUUACACUAACUACAUUUUAUGUGUACGUGUAUGACUUCCAGCCGCCGCUUUGGAUCCAAAUUGCUUUUUCGCAAUACCCCAAGCUAAAUCUGCAACAGUUUUUCAUCACAUUCUCAACGUGCUUCCUGCUGUUACUUCUAAUGGCUGCUGUCCUAUGGAAAAUCAAGCAACGCUACGAUAUGUUCCGUCGGCGACAACGGCUGUUUGUCGAAAUGGAGCAAAUGGCAUCACGGCCAUUUUCUCAGGUUCUGGUGGAAAUCGAAAGCAAAGAAUAUAACGAGCUGUCACCGGCAGUCGAGAAUAUUACCAGUGCUCCAAGAAAGCGAAAAAAGGACUCCCCUAGCCCUAUUGCAUUGGAGCCCUGUGAGGGUAAUAGGGCAGCAGUACUAUCGCUUCUAGUCCGGCUGCCAACGGGUGGCCUUCAACAUUCUCCUCCUGGUCAAUCGGCAGGUCUAGCCGUAGCAAGUGCAUUAGUAACGUUAGGUAAUCCGCGACGACCGUCGAUAGAACACCCGAAGGAACCGAAGACUAAACGUAAGCAGAGCCAACAUCCCGACAGUUGUAUAUAAAGGUAAGAAUGCAAAAUUACUCAAAACAGGCAACGAUAAAAAAAAGCGUGUGCAUCAUUUGCGCCGACCUCGGAGUUAUUCCGUUAGACGUACCUUCGUUUGGCGCAAUUAUAUAUGUGGUUUCGACCACAUUUUAAAUUUCAACUUAACGAUCAAAUUCAAGCAGCUGUUUGGCAUUAGAUCAGCCCUUUAAACGAUUUUACGUCAAAUGGAAUGCAUCUCCUUUUAAGUCUGUUCUGUUUAUUUAAGUGUAAGCGAUACAUUCAUAAGCGCGAAAGGCGCCAUGUGCGCGCCAAGAUGGAUGUAAUUAUUAAUUAAUUAUAAAUAUUAUCAAAUUAGAACAUCAAACCAACAUUGUAAACCCUGGGUUUGAUGAUGAUAAUGAAGGAUUAUGUUUACUAAUAACCGUAGGAUAAUACGAAAUGAGAGAGCAGGAGGCAUUUUAGGCAAGUAGAAUUUAUAAGUUUCAAAAUGGUGUUAUCAUGGCUAAGCUAUCAUAUUUUUAACAUCCGCUGUCGAUCUCUAUGAGCGAAAAAACCUAUUUUGUAAAGGAAUGAAAAGUUAAUUUGCCUUUUUUAUGUUUAGAUACAUGCAGUAUCUAACUUUAAUUUAAUCGGAGGAUUAGAAAAGGAUUUUUCUAUUAUAACCUAUCGCUUUCAAACGAAUGAUUAUAUGACGUGGUGUGUCACUUUAGAAGAUCGUUUGAACUAAUCGUUUUAGUGUUGUGGUUUUUAUAUAUGACUCGAUUAAAGAUUUUCUGAAAACCAUCAAUAUGAACUCUGUCCUUAUUUCGAAUGUGGCACAGCAAAUGUUCGUUAACACGCACGUAGUUUUUUUUAAAUAAUGUUAUACCACUACAAUGCCUAAACUACCUUUGUGUUUGCUAUUCUACAAUCGAGUGUUCAAACUGCAUGCCAUUUUAGAACUGACCGUAAGAGUUUCUGUUUGCGCGUUUAUCAGGCAAGUUAUGAUUUUAUUCGUUAGUUUACAACUGUAGUGCAUUUCUCAUACCUAACGACACAACAAAGUAUGCCACCGUGAAAAAAAUAAAUAAAUAAAUAAAUACUCAACGUUCCGCAAACUACACUUCCAUUUUCGGCAUUACCAAUACACUUUAUAAUCAAAUCCAGUCCGUUAGGCAAGAUGUUAGAUGCAAUUACCAUUCUAUUUUUGACUUGACUCGAUCGACUGCAUUGACAAAAUGCCAGGUAUUCAACAGCUACAAUAACGAAAGACCGUGAGGCUGCUAAGUUUUCAUUUGAAUGUGAUGAUUAGAUGCUAAGCCAACCGAAGCAGCUUCAGUAAAGAGCAAUCGCUUUAGGGGCCUGAUUUUCCGAUAAAGAAGGCGCUCAGUAAAUUGGCCUCACAAACCCGUAAAACGAAUGAUUUAGACGACGAAUCGCAAAUACAAACUAGGUUGUUGAGAGACCGAAAACGGAUUAUACGGCUGCAUAAAAUCGAACUACAGAAUCACAAUACUACAAUACGAGUAUAGAACCUUUAGUACUGCAUACAUUAAAAGGGGCAACGCAAUGAGAUACAGGAACGAUUAGCUUUUAGGUAGGUUCUGAACUGAUUCAUGCUUCUAGAAGGACUCAGUAUCUGGUUUGGGGAAGCCACCGAUGCUGUUUGAAGAAAAAUCGCAAAUGAAAUUUGUAUAGAAGGGGAAAAUGGUUUGAAAAUAAAACAAAUAAAAACUACACAUCGCAGUGAGUAAAAAGUAUU
Messenger RNA from Sabethes cyaneus, 5959 nucleotides. RefSeq names its product attractin (gene dsd). Bases 341 to 4234 code for a protein of 1297 amino acids. Gene Ontology annotation, molecular function: protein binding. The transcript is spliced from 6 exons. Gene Ontology annotation, cellular component: Golgi apparatus. Lineage: Eukaryota; Metazoa; Arthropoda; Insecta; Diptera; Culicidae. The record is from RefSeq and is a predicted model, not a curated record.